UACCUCCUACAGUUUCCACUACCUCCCAAUAAUGCCAUCAGAUUAUGAAUACCUCAAUGGAUUAAUCAACUGAUGAGGUCAGAUCCCUCAUGAUAGAAUUAUUUCCUAGGAGUUCCACUUCUGAACUUCACUACAUUAGGGGUCAAGCCUUCAAUACAUGAAACUUGAAUGGACUUUUCAGAUAGAAGCCAUAACAUUGUUAUAUAACCCUUGAGUUACAUGUUAAGGUGAAAAAAGGGAACAAAGUUACAGUAUUUGGUAUUUUAGUAAUAUUUAUAUUUUUAUUUUAAAGCUAUGUCAGAUUUCAUAGUAAAGUAAAUAAGUGGUCAUGUUAAAAUCUCCAUGAAGCAAAAUUUUUAGCAUAAAGCAAAUAUGUGCACAUAUUAUGUCACAGUCUGUUAAAUUUAUAUAUACAUGUAAUUAAAUUGAAAAAAAUCAGUAGAAUGUGAUAUAUAUUUUUUCUUUUCUAAAAAUAUUUGCAUCUUCUAGUUCAGUCCAGUGAAAAGAGGUAGAAAUAUGCAAAGCACUCUUGUGGUCACCAUUCAUAGGUCCAGUCUUUAAAUACAGUUUUCCACUAAGAUAUGCCAGUCUUUUGGAAGAAAUAUAUGACUCUAGUUCUGGAGUAGAAUAUAUAAGACAGAAGGCUGGGAUAUCAUUUCAUAACAGAAAGCAGCAGUGUUAAGAAAGAUAUUGUGGUCAUUUCCUAGGAACCAGUUUGAAGAGGCUAUCAUUGACCAGAGAUGGGAGAAUUUUAACAAGAAAAACAGACUUGUUAGGGAUGAAAACAUAAAAUAUGGUCAAAAGCUGCAAAUCAUAAGGACAAAAACAAAGCAAUAUAAGCAAAAUACUGCAUUAGUCACCUUUGAAGGGCUGGAAGAUUUCAUCAUUGUUUUAAAAUAAAAAUAGUAGGAUAUUGCUUUGUCUUAUUCUUCCUGCAAGAGCCUUAUUUCAAAAUAAGUAAUUAAUGAGAGAAAUUUCUUGUUUGAAAAAGUCUGUAGUAAAUGAAGAAAGAAUAACUGAAUUGGACUACCACAAGUUUAAAAUUUUUAUUAAUUAUAAUACCUUGGGGAUUAAUGUCUUCAGGUAAAACAUGAUAGGGAGCCUUAUUAUACACCAAUCCAGCUAACAAAACACAACCCCAUCAAUCAAACUUAAGGACAGAAAGACAUCCAGUUAUAUGCCAACUGAUAUGAUACAAUAAGAAGUGUACUUUUAGAAAAAUGGAACUGUUCAACACCACAGACUUUAACUACCAGUUUAUAUGAUAUAUAGGAAAUGCAAGGAACAUACGAAAUGGCACUUUAGGACUGCUAUUAGCUAAAUCUGGAAUGCCAUAAAUUUAGGUAGAUGAUACAUUUUCUUUAAGCGGUAAUAGGCAGGAAAUAAAAAGAAUGAAAAAUUGUUAGAUCCAAAAAUAGAAACAAAAUAUCAACCAAAUGCAAUAUGUAUACCUAGUUUGGAUUCUGAAUUGAAGAAAUCAACACUGCAGAGCCAUUGAAAUAAUUCGGGAAAUUUAAAAAAUGACUAAAUUUUCGAUGAUAUUAAGUGUUAAUUUUUAAUAUGUGAUGUUAUUGUCUAACAAGUUUGAAUAUUUACCAGUGAAAUCAUGUAUUAUCUGGGAUUGCUUUUAAAUAAUCCUCUGAGGGUUUAAAAGGAGAAGACUGUUGAUGGUGGUGGGUAUUUACCUUAGAAUAUGAGUAUAUAGGAUUUACUGAAGUAUUUUUUCAUGUUUGAGUGCUUAAAAUUUCUGUGAUUACUUGUUUUUAAUUAAAAACUAAGUUACUUUUAUUUUUAAAACUAAAAUGGAAGGCAUUUCAUGAAUAAAUCAUCAACAUAGGAACUUUCAGAAUUUUAAACCUGAAAGCCUGAAGUGUAUAUUCCAUAUAUACCUGCAAGAAAAUUGCACAAUUUAUUUAGCAAUGAUGCUCUGUUUGAUCUUGACCCAACACAGGCUUAUCUUGAAGUUAGCAUUCACAGGUUGAUCUACACUCUAGAGAAACUAUUGAGGUAAAUCUAAAGCUAUAUAUUCUCUCUUGUUUUUUGGUGUUCCCCCCACCCGCUACUGGAGUACUAGGGAUCAAACCCAGGGCUUUGAGCAUGCUGUACAAGUGCUCUACCACUGAGCUACAUCCCUGGCCCUGCUGUGUGUUCUUUCCAUCAUGUCUGCUUCUCACCACAUCCCAAUAUUUGUUUUGCAGGUACAGCAGGUACAGACUGUGCAGCAGGUACAACAUGUCUAUCCAGCUCAGGUGCAGUAUGUGGAAGGAAGUGACACUGUCUAUACCAAUGGGGCAAUCCGAACAACAACUUAUCCUUACACAGAAACACAGAUGUACAGCCAAAACACUGGAGGAAAUUACUUUGAUACUCAAGGGAGUUCUGCACAGGUGACUACCGUGGUCUCCUCCCACAGUAUGGUGGGUACUGGUGGGAUCCAGAUGGGUGUCACAGGAGGUCAACUCAUCAGCAGCUCUGGAGGAACCUAUCUGAUUGGCAAUUCAAUGGAGAAUUCUGGUCACUCAGUGACACACACUACUCGGGCCUCCCCAGCAACAAUUGAAAUGGCGAUUGAAUUGCAAAAGUCUGAUGGUCUGUCCACUCACAGAAGCUCUCUUCUCAACAGCCAUCUCCAGUGGCUGUUGGACAAUUAUGAGACAGCAGAAGGAGUGAACCUUCCCAGAAGCACUCUGUAUAACCACUACCUUCGACACUGUCAAGAACACAAACUGGACCCUGUCAAUGCUGCCUCUUUUGGAAAACUAAUAAGGUCAAUUUUUAUGGGGCUGCGAACCAGGAGAUUGGGCACUAGAGGAAACUCCAAGUACCAUUACUAUGGAAUUCGUGUCAAGCCAGAUUCUCCUCUUAAUCGUCUGCAAGAAGAUAUGCAGUAUAUGGCUAUGAGACAACAACCCAUGCAACAGAAGCAAAGGUACAAGCCUAUGCAGAAAGUGGAUGGGGUUGCAGAUGGUUUCACAGGAAGUGGUCAACAGACAGGCACAUCUGUUGAGCAAACUGUAAUUGCCCAAAGUCAACAUCAUCAACAGUUUUUAGAUGCAUCUCGAGCACUUCCAGAGUUUGGAGAAGUUGAAAUCUCUUCUCUGCCAGAUGGUACUACCUUUGAGGAUAUCAAGUCACUGCAGAGUCUUUAUCGAGAGCACUGUGAGGCAAUAUUGGAUGUUGUUGUGAAUCUUCAAUUUAGCUUGAUAGAAAAAUUGUGGCAAACAUUCUGGCGCUAUUCUCCCUCUACUCCAACUGAUGGCACUACUAUUACCGAAUCAAGCAAUCUGAGUGAAAUAGAAAGUCGACUACCGAAAGCAAAGCUGAUAACUCUGUGCAAACGUGAGUCUAUUCUGAAAUGGAUGUGUAACUGUGACCAUGGGAUGUACCAGGCUUUGGUGGAGAUUCUCAUCCCAGACGUCCUUAGACCUAUUCCUAGUAAGUUAAAUGCAGACAACUACAGAUGCUUUUGUUCUGAUACAUUCCACCCAGGAAGUUUGGGGAAGUGACAUUGCAAUCUGGAAUGAUCCUAAUUUUUAUUUAAAUUUGUCAAAUAGAAAACAUGCAACAGAGAAUAUUGCAUGAAAGCAGCCUAGAGCAAAACUGUAGCAAAAGGGGAAAAUGAUCUGUUUUCCAAUCUUUAACUUUCUUUUUGAUUAAAAAAGUCAACCUAGAGAUGUGCCAGCCCCUAUAAACUAAUUGUAAGAACACUCCCAUUUCAGGCAACCAUGAAAAAUUAUUUUACUCAAGGACAAGUUCCCCUUCAUAUAGCAAAAAAUUGCUAAAAUCUGUAAUUGCAGAUCAGUCCCUUCCAUAGUUACCUUUGAUGUGAAAUGAAUUUAUCUUGGUCUUCAGUGAAGUUUAAUUUCUUAAAAAAAGCAUUUUCUUCGUCACCUACAUCAUGUUAAGAACUAUAGACUUGGUUCCUAUUAACAAUAAUGGUUAACUGGUAUUUUAAGAGAAAAAUCUAUGUAACUACACAAGCAUUGUAUUUCCACUAUAAAGCAAGUAGGAAUUACAUAGAUAGCUUAGAUUACCUUUUUAAAUGAUGGUGCUUUUUAAACUGCCUUGUUACAAACAAAGCUAUUUUCUCCAAUGAUUAGUAAAAAUGCUAUUACAGAUACUGAUAGAAGCAGUUGAAACUAUUUUUUGCCUGCAUCAGUAUAAGCAUAUAAUGGUGAUCCUUUACUUUUAAAGAAAUGGUACGGUUUCCACUAUUCCCUGACAUUAAUAAAGUAAAAGCAUUCUUUUGGCUUGUGAAAUUGGCGAUUAAGUAUGCACUUCAAGUACACUGUUCACAGAUGAUUUUUGUUAAUUUUUUUAAGAAAGCAUAUAAAUGUAGUAGAAGAAAAGGGAAAGAUGUUAUAUGUUUAUACUUCUCCCCCUAAAUAUGACAGACAACAAAAAGAGGUAUGAAUUCCCCACCACCUUAAAGUAGAUGCUUAGAUAUAUUUACAUAUAAUAUCAAUGAACACCCUUAUAAAUUUAUGAAGUAAUAAGUGAAAACAGAAGAAAUCCACUGACAUCGUCCCCAAUUUUUAUAAAUUGCCAAUGUGUUUCUUAUUAUCUGCACCAAGCUUCCUGACUAAAGAGUGAUGAAAAGUGAUAUUGUCAUGAAAAAAUUUCACUAUGUAAAUUCUUUACUGGUUUAUGCUCCAGAAUCUGAUUCCCUUGUUUCUCUCCUGCUCCCUGUGCUCUGGGUGAUUAUCUCUAGAGAUGUUUAAGAGAAGCUGCAUAGGGUAGGCGCAUUAGCCUAUAAUAUCUUACUGCUAAUAUACACUUUUCCUCAUGAAAUACAAGAAGACAUGGUAGUGAGUGCUUUCUUUUUUGAGGCAAAUCAACAUCAAUAUUCAUUAAAUUGUUUUGAAAUAUUUUGUUUCUGUACUAGCAUCAUAAGACUUUGUGACCUUAACAGUGCUCUAAUUUAAGUCAUGUAUCAAUUUUAGUUGACUUUAAGUCUUAGAAUUUUAAGUACACAAUACAAUUGUCCUUUGUCUUGCAAAUUUUGAUUUGAAAAACAGUUUAUUCUGUAUUUGGUCUCUACACUUAGCAGAAAACUGAAUAACUUCUCUGAAAUUAUGAAAUGUAUUUCAUGUACCAUCCUACCAAAUUUAAUUCCCGUUCUGCAAUGAGGCUUAACAAAAUUAAACUUCAAACACAAUUUAAAUAUCUGUCUUCUAAUUGUAUGAAUUUGAAUACUAACCUUGAGUAGGUUGAGACAAGUUAGUUUUGGAAUAAAUUUUAAAUUUCAAGCCAUA
Molecule: messenger RNA, 5255 nt
Organism: Marmota monax (woodchuck)
Lineage: Eukaryota; Metazoa; Chordata; Mammalia; Rodentia; Sciuridae
Product: transcription factor RFX3-like
Biological process (GO): regulation of transcription by RNA polymerase II
Cellular component (GO): nucleus
Molecular function (GO): DNA-binding transcription factor activity, RNA polymerase II-specific; RNA polymerase II cis-regulatory region sequence-specific DNA binding
Source: RefSeq, a predicted model, not a curated record